This is a messenger RNA of Phytophthora sojae, 11865 nucleotides long. RefSeq lists its product as hypothetical. NCBI's taxonomy places the organism in Eukaryota, Oomycota, Peronosporomycetes, Peronosporales, Peronosporaceae. The transcript has 12 exons. Bases 1 to 11865 code for a protein of 3954 amino acids. The record is from RefSeq and is a predicted model, not a curated record. Gene Ontology annotation, molecular function: DNA binding; DNA ligase (ATP) activity; ATP binding. Gene Ontology annotation, cellular component: nucleus; mitochondrion. Gene Ontology annotation, biological process: lagging strand elongation; DNA biosynthetic process; DNA recombination.
AUGGACCGUACUAGGUCGUUCUUCGGCGCUGGGGCGUCCACGCCGCCGGCCAAGAAGCGGAAACCUGCGGACGAUGACGCGGGCGACGCCGUCGAGUCGCCGGCGAAGCCCGUAAAGAAACCCAAGAAGAAGGAGAAGAAGGAAGAGAAGAAGGAAGAGAAGAAGGAGAAGAUCAUUGAAGAAGAGGAGGAAGAGGAGAAGGAGAAGCAGGUGGAGGAGGAGCCAGAGGACAUUGAGAUGCAGGAGGCAGAAGAAGAAGAAGAGGAGGAGGUUGUCAAGAGCAAGACGAAACCUGGUCGUCGUCGUCUGCGUCAGCGGGUUGUGGAGGAGGAGGACGAGGACAGCGACCUGGAUCUGCCCAUGUCGACGGAGAAGAAGGCGUCCAAGGAGAAGCAGGAGGAGGUGAUCGACAUGACGUCGCCGACGUCGACUCCAGAGAAAAGUAAGAAGAAGGAAACGGACAAAAAAGGCGAGACGCCGGUGAAGUCCAAGAGCCCCAAAAAGGAGGAGAAGGAGGAGGAGGACGACGAAGAGGUCGAGAUUAAGGAAGAGAAGGCUGAGGAGGUCAAGCCGAAGAAGGAGGCGAAGAAAGAGACGGCCACGAAAAACAGCUUCUUCACUCCCGUGUCCGGCAGCAACAAGAGCAAGGCGAAGAUGACCUCCGCCGACGACAAGAAAGAGAAGGAGGUCAAGACGGAGUCGGAGCCAAAGGCCAAGACCGAGACUACCGAAGCUCAAGACGACGACAGCGACGAGCCCCGGGAGACCCCUUACUUCGCCCUGGCGCACUUGUUCGCCAAGAUUGAAGAAGUCACGGGCCGUCUCGUCAUCCAGGACCUGCUCACGGCCUUCUUUCGCGACGUCAUCCGUCGCUCUCCUGACGAUCUGCUGGCCUGCAUCUACCUCUGCGUGUGCGUCGACCUGGCGCCGCCUUUCGAGAACCUCAAGAUCGGCAUUGGUGACGCAAUCCUGAUGAAGGCCAUCGGCGAGGCCACCGGCGCCAAUCUCAAGUUCAUCAAGGAGAUGUAUCACAAAGAGGGCGACCUCGGUAAGGUUGCGCAGAACGCGCGGUCCAAGCAGAAGACGCUGUCGUUUGCAUCGAUAAAGCCCGCAGCGUCCAAGGGCAGCGGCCUCACCGUUCAGCACGUGUACAACCAGUUCGUCAAGAUCGCCAAGAUGACGGGCAACAACUCGCAGCAGCAGAAGUGCUCGAUCAUCAAGGGAUUGCUGGUCAAGUGCGAGAAGGAGAAGAAGUCUCAAGCCAGCGGCGCGCAGUCCGCCGAAGGAGCCAAGUACAUCAUCCGUGGACUCCAGGGUAAGCUUCGUAUCGGUCUCGCAGAGAAGUCGAUCCUCAUGGGUUUGACGUACGCGUUCAUGACGGACAAGACGUACAAGGACAAGGACAAGCAGCAGGAGGCGCUUGCGUAUGUCAAGAAGGCGUUCGCGGAGUGCCCCAGCUACAACGCGCUGGUCGCUGCGUUCUACGAAGUGCAGAAGGAGGUGCCUAACGCUCCGUUCCUCCGCGUGAAGGACUUCGCCAAGGUGGCCGAGAAGUGCGUGUUGACGCCUGGUACUCCUGUGUCGCCGAUGCUUGCGCGGCCGACCAAGGCGUACGCUAUGGUGUUCGACCGCUUCGAAGGCAAGCCGUUCACGUGCGAGUACAAGUAUGACGGCGAGCGCGCCCAGAUCCACAUCCUCCCGAACGGAGAAAUCGCCAUUUUCUCGCGUAACUUCGAGAACUCCACGGAGCGUUUCCCUGACGUCAAGCUGGCCAUCUCGGAAGCAACCAAGAAGAAGGGCAUUGUCAAGAGCUGCAUCGUCGACGCUGAAGUGGUGGCUGUGGACCGCGCCACCAACAAGCGCCUGCCGUUCCAGAUCCUGAGCACGCGCUCGCGAAAGAACGUGAAAGUGGAAGACAUCAAGGUGCCGGUGUGUAUCUACGCGUUCGACUUGCUGUUCCUGAACGGUGAGUCGUUCCUCGCCACUCCGCUGGCCAAGCGCCGUGAAAAGCUGCGGGAUAUGUUCGAAGUGAAGCCGGGCAACUUCGAGUUCGCUACCUCAUUAGAUGUGGAGGACUGCGUGGACGUGAAGAACAAUCCUGAGGCGAUAGACGAGGCCGUGGACAAGGUGCGCACGUUCCUGGAGGAAGCUGUGCGCGAGAACUGUGAGGGUUUGAUGGUCAAGACCCUCGAGAAGGAGGCGACGUAUGAGCCUGCGAACCGUUCUCACAAGUGGCUGAAGCUGAAGAAGGAUUACCUCGACGGCAUUGGCGACUCCGCCGACUUGGUUCCGAUCGGUGCGUUCCACGGUCGCGGCAAGCGUACGGGUGUCUACGGCGCGUACUUGCUUGCAUGCUACGACCCAGACACGGAGAUGUACCAGCCCAUUACGAAGCUGGGCACUGGGCUGUCGGAUGAAGUGCUCAAGCAGUUCCACGACCAGCUCAAGGAAAAGGUGGUGGACAAGCGACCGAGUGACUAUGCCAUUGGAGAAGGAAUCAAGCCUGACGUUUGGUUCGAGGCCAGUUGCGUGUGGGAAAUCCUAGGUGCCGACCUGUCGAUUUCGCCCAAGUACACGGCAGCCAUCGGGCUUGUGGCGGAGGACAAGGGCAUCUCGCUGCGCUUCCCUCGCUUCAUCCGCAUCCGCGACGACAAGGAUACCACGCAGGCGACCAACUCUUCUCAGAUUGCCGACUUGUACCGAGCCCAGGGCCUCACGACUGUAACCAACGAUGGACGAGCCCCCGCGCCGCGCAGAACGACGAACUUCGACGGGCAUCGUCGCCACGACCAACAACGUCUUCUGGUGGAGCUGGAGCUGGAUGACUCGCUGUACCAAGGCACACUGCAAGCGGGUAUUGAGCAGCACGCACCGAUGUACCCUGUUCCAAGCAGAAGGUCAACGCACGCUGGGGAUAGUCGACAUCUCCAGCACAGCGACUACAUAGUCGAACCAAGACAGCGCCUGUCGUCAAGAAACCCUCGUGAUUCAACAGCCAAGCCACUCACGGAGCGCCAGAUGCAGCAGCUUAAUGCCAAGCGACUCUCAAGUCCGUACAAGUUGAAGCAGCAGGUGCUCGACACGCGAAACGACUCACCACCUCGUCGUUAUCAGCAGGAGGGCUCCGGUACACGGCGAGCAAUCCGGUCACCCACCAUGCAGCAAUCACCGGCGCAUCUCGUGAUGGAGUCAAUCCGGCAGAACAUGCAUCUACGCGACCAAGUGCUGGCCCACUUACAGCAGGAGCUCAUGGGCGUGUUGCCGCUGCAUCGGGCGUCUCAUGUGGAGAAGAAUGUGCCGCAACGGGUGGUGAAGCUUCUCAACAGGAUGCGCAGUUUGUCCCUCGCGGUUAUCGAAGCAGUGGUGUACUUGAGCGGUGAGCUUGGAGAUUCUAAUGUCGUGGGUCAGAGUGUCGAGCAUGAAGUCUUGGAGCAGGAUUUCUUCGGGUAUUUGUUGACAAUGGCAUCCGAUUCAGAUUUCCUGGCUUGCUCGCCACAACUCCAGCGAUUCUUCGAGGACUUCGAGGUGAAUUUGACGCGCAACCCGUUCGUAGACGGACUAUCGCUGGACUCGUCGGAGGUGCUGCUGUGUUCCUGUCAUCAAAGUACCGACUCUGGCGUUUUAUUCUGCUCUGCUAGUUCGUCCCCAUCGUCUCUCUUGCGGCUGUUGAAGCAGAAGCUGGAGACGUUUGCGCUCCAGACUCAGGGAUAUCUCCCAGGAUGGCAGAUUCUACCAGCUGAACGCGUGGCAGCAGCGCUGUUGCACUUGAUGGACCUUGAAACGCGCUUCCAUGCUGUUCGGAUGAUCCCGAGAUAUCUGCAAUCGCAAAUCGACAGCAAGAGGUAUUUGCAUCAGCAACGCGGACCAGAUUGCGUUACGUCCUCGCACGGGUAUGGUACGUUUGAAGACGAAAGGAUACAACGGCUGGAUCGUGAGGUCUCUCAAGCAUCUCUAUCAAGUGAUCAUGGCCCACGUCGUGGAUCAUCCGUUGUUGAAGCUUGGGCUGGCUCGCCAAUACCAAAACCUUCUGCAGUACCCGCAGCUUUGAAGCAGAAUACACCGGACCAGCAACCGCCACCGGUUAAGACCUCAAGCAAUACCGCUCGAAGUUUGUCAAAGAAGGAAGAAGACACCAGACGACCUUCUUCGGCAUGGAUACCAGUGCCAACCUCGCCUGAGCCAGAGUCUACUCGAUCAGUAACUAGCACUUCAUCGUCUGCAAGAAAGGCACCUGCCGAUACUGAUUCUGCUGGGGAUGGAGUCACGAUUACUCGGCUUGUUUUACCACCGCCCGUGCUCGAUGUAUCAGCAGCAGCGAAAUCGUCCACCAGAAGCAACGAAUCCGAACGAGCUGCUUCAAAAAGGAGGAGCAGCAAGGCUACCGACAAACCCGACAAUCGUAAGACACUCGUCGAGUCUGGAACUCAGAUGAGCGAGCGCAGCACACCAUCGAUGGUUGUUACGCCAAAGGAGGUACCAGCACCAGAGCAAUCAGCAAGAACAAGGGCUACGCGAGACGAAUCCAUGCAGGACGAACUAUCGGAAUCUGUGGUAUCGUUGGAGCUUGAUGCCUCUGUCAGCCCUACUGAUCUAGGCCAAUGGAGUAAUGCAGAGCUGGAUUCCUCGCGUGAUAUAACUGAUGAACCGCGUGAUGUGGUCGAUGUUGUGGCAACACCGACCGCUGACGAUGAUCGUGAAUUUCGUGAACUGGAAGCUAAUGCUGAGCUUGCAGCGGAUCUUGAUGAUGGAUACGACUGUAAUUUCGAGUACUCGUCCGACGAGGCAUUGUCCAGCAUUGCGAUGGCCUUGCAACUGUUGCCUAACUUCACGCUGUCGAACACGGAGUCAACGCUGGAUGAUGAUGAAGUGACGAAACCUGAGGAGGCGAUACCACCGAAUGACUAUGAACGUGUGGAGUCAAGCAGAGCGGAGGCACACGAGGCUGAGUUUACUGCAAGUAGAUCUACGCUCAACGAAGUGAUGGAGGAUGUGAUAACGGAGCUGGAAAGUGUCGAACAGAGAGUGGAGGCGCUUGAACCAGAAGACGACGAGUACGCGUACUCAUCUAGCACUGCUAUAUCGAAUAUUGCUAUGGCGCUAAGCCUCCUACCAAGCUCCUGGAGAGAUAACGCGCUCACUGAUUCUGAAGUGCUACCCGAGCAGCAGUCGGAGACUCUAAUGGAUAUCAAUUCUUCCAGACUCAGCACCUAUCGAUCUAUCCCAACAACAUUUGAUGAAACAACGAUGGAGUCGUUACUGGCAUCGGCUCGCAGCAAUACUUCAGCGAGUUUCAGCGAGAAAGCGCUUGUUCCACUGCCCGAAACAUCUCGCAGCAGUAUUUCAACCAUUUUGAACGAAGAAAUUAUGAAUUCGCAGCCGACAUCGGCUCGCAGCAAUAUUUCAGCGACUUUGAGCGACAAAGUGGUGAAUUUACCCCCUUCGUCUCGUAGCAGUGCUUUAGCAUCUACCAACUAUCAGGCUGACGACGAGAGCGAGCUGUCCGAGUUUAACCGAGUAUUUGCACUGUGUCGAGACAUUCAAGUCGCAGCGUACGACAUGAGCCACUGGGUCUCGCGGCGCGAAGUAGAAGACGAGAUUCAAUCUAUAUCUCAGCCCUUCUCGUCACUUAUGGGCUACUCAUCUCCUACCACUAAACCUGUCGCCACUGAUAGUUCCCCGAAGUAUCUGGAGCGCGAACUCAAGAUGUUGCGGCGCAACUUGGCGUCGUGGAAAGUAUUUUGUGUCGAGCAGAAGCGAGCGAGGGUGGUCGUCCGCUGGUUAGUGGCUAGGCGGAAGGUCCGACAAUUCGUCAGUCUCCACUACAGGCGACAGCUUCAAGCUCGGAUAGACGCAGAGAACCGUCUUCGAUUCCUCGCUGCGUCUCGAAUACAACGGAACUGGAAAAUUCAUCGCCACAACCGCGAAGUUCUCCAACGUAAAGCAGUGUUUCGAGCUAUUCACAUGGCAUUCCAUCGUGCAAUAUUCUACGUGAGCAUUUCAAAGCGACGGCGUGUUCGAGAGUGUGCGAAGGAGAAAAUCGUUCGCUGGUGGAGACGACAGCGCUUGAGGAUUAGGAGGAAGAAGCAGAAAGAAGAGAAACGUACUCGAGAGAAAGAGCGACAAUCCAGAGCUUUAAAGGACAUUCGGAGGUUUUUGAAGGAGAUCUUACUGCGUCGCAAGUUGAAAGCCGCUCAAGAGAUGGCGAAGAAUAUUCUGUUCAAGGAGCAGCUCAAGUGGACGAAGGCCAAGCGAGACGUGGAGCGGAGCAUGAAGAUGAACUCAAAGCAUCGACGUGAGCUUAUUGCAGAUAUGAACGCUCGACUGGCAGAUCUCGACCGCAGGUGGAAAACGUCGGAAGAAGAGCGACUGCAGCUAUUGACGCAUCAUGAGCGCGUUGUGCAGCAGCAACAGCAAGCGGUUGAGGUGAGGAGGAGAAAGGUCGCAGCGUUGAAGCUCCAAAUGUUUUUCCGAGUGUGUACUCUCCACAAGAAGCUGCGGAGUGUGGAAUCAGAGAAGAAGAAAUAUGAACUGCAGCUCCGGAAUGAGCUACAGGCCAAGGAGAAGCUCGACGUGGAUGCUCAGAAGAAAAUUGGGAAGACACGCACUCAAGUACGGGUCCUAGAGCGAAAGCUUGGACGGAUGAGCCAACAAGCCCUGCAAACGGACGCUCGACAUCGUGAAGUUGUUCUAGAUCAUCAAGAACGAGAGAGAACAUCCCAAGAGCGAGCUGCGAGGCAGAAGAUCAAGGCCUUUGUGGAUGCUCGGGUGCUGCUCCGACGAGCAGAGCAUGACAGAUUCCAGCUUUUGACCCUACAAGCGCGUUUACAGGCGGAGAAGACGGAGAUUGAGUUCAUGUCGAGUGAAGACCAACUGGAGCAGCGUCGAGCCGCACUCUCGGUGGCGUCUGAUCUCCAGCAGCGGUUGUCGGAGCUUGAAGCGCGGUCGCAAGCUCUGCUAGCAGCGAAGAGUCAACUGGAAGCGGAGAAGCAGCAGGAGGCUCAGCGCGCAGCGGCAGCGUUGGAGCAAAGCAGAAUCGAAGCCAGUAUGCAGCAGAUAGCAGCGUGGGUCUCGGGUCAGAUGCAGGUGUCCAAGCUCAAGAAGGUACACGCUGCGAUGCGUGACUCGGCAGCUCACGAGCUGGAGGAGGAGAAGCGCGGACAACGCCGAGAGAUCGAAGCCAAGACGCGCGAAGUUUCCUCUAUUAAGGCCUCAAGCGUCAUGCAUCAGCGCGUGAGCCAACAGCGCAACCACCGAGCUGUGGAGAUGCUGCGCAUCCAGCAGCAACAGAAGGCGGCACUGGAGAAAUCUAUCGCUGAGCGCACACGAGCGCAGUUAGUGCAGGUCGUUAUUGCCGUCAAGCUGCUCUCGGAGAGCGAAAGCAGUAAAGGGAUCGGCCAGGGUUUGAACAGCGUGGCGAAUUUCCAGAAGAAUACGCAGCACAAAUGUCUGAGGCUGAAGUACUUACGCAGUAUGAGCUCGGCUCGGAAGAUUCAGCGCGUAUUGCGCCAACGGCUGCAUCAGCAGCACGUCAAGCGAGCGGAAGAGCUGGCACUAGCUCAGUUGCUACUGGCUAAACGUCGUCAGGCACUAGCUCGGCAGAUCCAAGCGUGGUGGAGACAGCGUAUCCAGGAUCGAAGACGCGAGCAAGAGAGGGCGCAGCAUCAGCUAGUGACGUUUGAAGCACACCUGGAGCUCAUCCGUGUUCGAGCUAAUGUGCGCAAAAUUCAAAGUGCGUGGAGACGGUGGGUAACUCGUGAGCGAGCGAGAAGAGAACAACAACGCUUGGCAGUUGACGCACACCUGGAGGCGAUUCGAGAUCGAGCACUUGUGCGUAAGAUCCAGGUUGUGUGGAGAUGGUGGAUUCAGCAGGAACGCGAGCGGAGGCGUCAACAGGAAGUAGCAUUUCUUACUCACUUGAGUGCGAUUCAAGCUCGAGCGAACGUGCGUAAGAUCCAAGGAGCAUGGAGGCGAUGGAAACGGAGCGAGCGGGAGCGACGGUAUCAUCAACAGCUUGCGUUUAACGCACACCUUGAAGCGAUUCGACUGCGGACGAGUGUUCGUAAGAUCCAAGGAGUAUGGAGACGCUGGGUGCUAAGUAAACAGGAGCAAAGGGAGCGAAGGCGAGUUCAACAACUCGUCUUGUCUAGUGCUGUUCGUAUACAGAGACGGUGGAGAAAGUGGCAACAACAGCAGCGAGAUAAGGCUGAGCGAGUCCGAAUUUUGCGAAAUGCCAGUGCUCAAGUGAUACAACGGAAGUGGAGGCGCUGGAAAACGGAGGAACGAGAGAAGACGCGCCGUAGCAUUCUACGUCAGGCUUGUGCUCGAAAACUGCAAAAAGCUUGGAAAAUAUGGUGCGAGUGGAGACGUAGGCGAGAGCGGAGUGCAAUACGUAUUCAGAAACGUUGGAAACAGUGGCAAGAGGAGAAGAAGGAGGCAGAGCGAGUCCGAAGCGCGAAAAUGCUGGCGGCCACAUUGAUUCAGCGGUGUUGGCAUCGGUGGCAUGCUAGACGACACUUUGAACAGGAGAAGGCACGAAAGCUCCAUCAACGAGAAACAUUACGAUCUAUACUACGAAUUCAAAGAGCUUGGAGAAGGUGGAGAACGAAGUUACAAGAGAAAGCGGAACGUGAACGACAGGAGAAGGAGGAGAGAGCAGUAGCACUCAAAAUCCAGCAGAAUUGGACGAAGAAGCUUUUUCAACGAAAUCAAAAAGAGGAAGAACGACGAGCUAAAAAGGAGAAGGCGGCGAUGCUGCUUCAACGAGUCUGGAAGAAGUGGCACGCCGUGAAAUGUGCUCAAAACGAGCUGAAUCGAUUGAGGCAGGAGAAACAGGAGAGUUUGAGGUUGAAACAACAAAAGCUAGAGCGUGAUAAGCAGACUCAACACGCGAGCUCGUUGAAGAUCCAGCGCAAUUUGGGGGUCCGCCAGCAUCGACGCAAGAUGGAGAGCGAGCGUAUUCAGCACGAGCAGCACAUGGCCGCGCUCAAGAUCCAGACGCUGUGGCUUCGGUGGCACCACGAGCAGAAAGAGGAACUCGAACGGGAAUUCAUCCGCCAGGAGCAGUACGAAAGCUCCGUCAAGAGCCAGCGACACUGUCGGAUCUCACACCACAAGCGGAAGUUGGCUGAGGAGCGACUCCGACACAAGCAGAGCCUGAGCGCUCUCAAGAUCCAGAAGAACUGGCGCCGAUGGCAUCGCGUUCGGCUUGAGCAGCAAGAGAAGAACAAAGUUGAAGACCCCAAAGCACAAAUGCCCCCGAUGGAGCCCAGUUCAGACCAGCAACAGCGUAAACAGAGGUUAGAGGCCAUCAAGCAUCGCUCCUCUGGUAGAUGCAUCGCGCGUGCGGUCAAGAAAUACCUUCAAAGUCGACGAGAAGACAGCGCGGCGACCAAGAUUGAGGCCGUGUGGAAGGCGAAGCUGUAUCGGACGCACUAUCUGCAAGCGUUGGAAGCUCAACGCGCCGAAGAGGUUCGCGCGUAUCGCCUUGCGGUGUUAGUGCUAGCGACCAAAGUUCAAGUGUGCUGGCGUCGAUGGCACUCGGGAGUUCGACAGGCGAAGCGUGCAGCUGUGAAGAAUGACGAGCUGCGGUUGAUCCAGGAGGCGAAGGCUCUUGAACGCAAGAUUAUGGUGCUUAAACGCACGUUGGCUGCGAAGAGGAUCCAAAGAGCGAUAGCGUCGCGAAGGAGACUGCAGGAUAUCAAGUUUGUGUCGCAGAAGGAGAUUGAACAGAAGACAGUGGAGGGGGAAGAGCCGACGGUCAAGCCACUGAAUGAUGAACCAGCCGAUGACCAGCCUCAGAAUGAAGAGCCCGCGGGGGAUUACCAAGAACCAGUGGUGGAAGUUCCAGAGGAGGAUUUGACUCGUGCAAGUGUAGAGAAGACGGUAAAUACCUGGAGUCACCGCGAGCUGCCGCAUAUUAUGACGCGCAGUAUGAACGAGAUCAUGUUCUUUCACGACGUCGCCACGGUGCUUCAGAAGUGCGUUCGUGACUACCAAAGACGAAAACAACUGCACUUUUACUUCCAGCGACCAACUGAUGACAGUAAACAAGACGAGACGGACGGAGAUAUUCCUGCUGGGCACUUCCACUUCUACUUCAAGAGAGCGAGUGCGUGGCUGGAAUGGGGCGGGUCCAAGUCUACCAGCUACGCUGAUUCGGGACUUGAUACGAAUCAAGACACGACACUCUUGCGGCUUCGGUUUGACUCGCAAAUGACUCGAAGACUGCUGCAGCUAGUCGAGCCCAGCGAAGAGUACACGCUCUCUGAGAUCCAACAAGUGCUACAAGAGAUCGCGGCUGACGCUGUACCGAUUCUUCAGUCUCCAAUUUGCGUGCAGGACCAUGAGGACGUGCGGCCAGAACUUCGUUUCCACGACGUCGAAGAGAUGGAGCUGCCUGGUUCAGUCAAGCUACUGCGUCAAAUGGCGCAGCAACGCGCUCACGCUCGACGCCAGCAGCUCUUGGAGAUCGACACAAGCUUCACGGAGCCACCAGCAUCACCCCCCUCUCCGGUGGCGAAGUCCGAAGUGACCAUCUUCACAGCAGUAGAAAACGCAUCGGUCGAAGACGCCACGUUCCUCCAACAACGCGGGGAGGACCUGGCAGCAGUCGAGUCAAAGAUGCAGCGUAAUGCGCUGCACUUGCUGUCGUUCUCCAAGGAAAACUACCGCGCACGAGCCGAGAUGUUGGAGUUCUUGCUCGCCUGUGACGCCAAAUUGGACGUGGAUUCCGUCGACUGCAACGGUGAUACCCCGUUGAUGCUGUACGCUUCGUUGGGCCACCUCGAAUUUAUGCAGAAGCUGCUGGAACACGGCGCGGACAUCUUGAAGACCAACCGCAAGGGCCAGAACGUGCUGCAUCGAGCGUGCGAAGACGACCAGGUGGAGGUCUGUGGAUUUCUGCAGCAGUUGAUGAUGAAAGACUCCAUCGCGGAGAAUAUUCUACCGAUCGAGACCGUCUCGACACUGGCACCACCAGCGUUAUCCCUCCACACCCCAGACAGCGAAGGGCGAUAUCCACUGCACUGUCUGGCUGAAAAGGGGUUCGUAGAGUGCGCGAAGCAACUCGUGGUGCCUACUGAAGCGAACUACGAGUGGAAUCGUAUGCAGCAAGCGCAGGGUGACUCCCAAGGUAGAACGGCACUACAUCUUGCGGUUCUAACGCAUGAUACAGCUAUGACAUCGUUCCUGUUGACGCCCGGAGGAGGUUGUAACGUGGAUGCGUUCGAUGAUCUACACCGUUCUCCACUCCACUACGCGGUAGAAUCCCCCGCCGCACUCCCGAUCAUCGCUCGAUUGUUUCAACACGGAGCUACAGUCAACGUAGCGGAUGAAAGAGGCGACACGCCACUGCAUUGGGCAGCGUUCUCGGGUCGUGCAGCGGUGGCGCAGAACUUGCUGACACUUGGAGCAGACCCAACGUUGGUCAACAGCGACUGGGAGACCCCGGCUCAGAUCGCAGCGGCGUAUGGACAACUCGACUGCAUGCGACUGCUACUGCAGGCUCAACGGCGGUACGGAGCUGCAGCAUCGAGCCCACCGAAGGAGGGGGCUCUCAUUCGUCCAGGUAGCGAGAAGACGGCACUGCAGCGACUGGAAGAAGCCGUGAACCACCUUCAUCAACGACAGGCGUCGGCCCACUCGCAGCAUGCUGCAGACCUGGAUGCUGGCAUAGACACUGCCAGCAACGACGCAGAAGGUGAAGGUGAAGCGACAUCGCAGGCUGAGCAAUCACACGCUGCGUACUGGGAGGAACUGCACCAAGACGUGCAGCUCGUGGAAGAGAGCGGGCACUUCUCGUCCGAGGACGAGGACGAAGACGACCCGCUCUUCGGCCGCGACGGAGACGACGAUCUCAACUUCUAG